Messenger RNA from Bombus pyrosoma, 2175 nucleotides. RefSeq names its product protein mono-ADP-ribosyltransferase PARP16 (gene Parp16). The record is from RefSeq and is a predicted model, not a curated record. NCBI's taxonomy places the organism in Eukaryota, Metazoa, Arthropoda, Insecta, Hymenoptera, Apidae. Gene Ontology annotation, biological process: endoplasmic reticulum unfolded protein response. Gene Ontology annotation, molecular function: protein serine/threonine kinase activator activity; NAD+ poly-ADP-ribosyltransferase activity; kinase binding. The transcript has 7 exons. Gene Ontology annotation, cellular component: membrane; endoplasmic reticulum tubular network; nuclear envelope. Bases 873 to 2021 code for a protein of 382 amino acids.
UUAAAACAAAAUUUGCAUGGGAUGGAAUUUUAGCCAUGAUAGUUAAAAUACUCCUUUGAUCCUAAACCAGUUAUUUAUUUUUUUUUAAAUACUGCGUUUUAUUUGUACGAUUAAUACAAAAACAAAAAUAUAACAUUUUUUAAUAGUUAAUUAUUUUAAAAAAUUAUAAUUGUUCAUUGAACAUUUACGGUAUAUAUAAAAUUCAAAUAAGUUUGAACAAAAGUGUGCAAACAUUAGGAAACUCUUAAGAUGCAAAUAGUCCUACCAAGAUGUUCAAUUUUUCACAUUGAUCUACAUUUCGUUUUGUGAAAGUUGUAUCACUGCCAAGAAAUACAUUGUUUCAAAGGAAGUAGUUAUUCGUGCAUAUAGUUUAUAAUACUUGAAUGAUAGCAGACUUUACGUUGAUUUGCUGUUUUAUAAAAACUUUUUAGUCUUUUUUACCUUUUUUGUUCUUUGUUUCUUUCUUUCGUACGGAAUAAUGGCAAAUUACUAAAUCAUUAGUAACUGUGAUCAAAAAAAUGAAAAAACACCGGCGAUAUUUGUUUGAAAUUUAAAAUUUUAUAAGUAUGAAAUAAACUAACUUUCUUUAUCCAAGGAAAUUGCAAUCAUAUAUAUGAAUAAAAUAUUUCUUUGAGAGAUUAAUGUUUUAUAUAACUAUAUUUGUCCGUUAUUUGGACAAAAUCAUAACUAUUGUGAUUGCUAUGUGAUAGAAUUUGAUACUUGUUACAUAUACAAUAUUAAUUUACAAAUUAUCAUCGAAGUUUGUUAACGCUUUAUCAGCUAAGAUAAUAUCGUUGUAAUAUUGAAAACAUACAAUAUAGGGCAAAAUAAUUAUAUAAACUUGUAAAUAUUGGAUUUGAUUAAUCUCAAUAAUGGAUAACGCAAGCAAGAAACAAACCUUUCACAAUGAUAAAGAGAAGAAACAAUCUAACCACAAUCAAAGGAAAAGUUUGGAUCAAGGGAUUUGUAAAGAAUCUGAGUUAGAUAUAUCAUAUACAAUUCGAUUGGAUUCCACAAAUCAGGAAGAUGUUGAAAAAAAAGUUCAGUGUCUAAAACAUGUAUUGGAGAAAGACCUAAGAGCAGCUGAUUUAAAAUGGUCCCUAUUUGUAGCAGCUUGUAAUACAUAUCGCUAUGAUACUUGUUUAAAACCAUUUCCACCAAUGUAUAUAAAAAAUGAAUGCAAAGACAUUGAAGCUUUGAGAAGAGCUAUAGAAGUAAUUCCUCCAUUGGCUGUAAUAUUGAAAGCAUUAUCAGAAUCAGAUGCAUAUGAAAAAUAUGGAAUGGCUAUAGAUCUAUUACAGUGGGUUUUAGUGCGCUUGAGAGAUCCUUAUAUAAAAAGCAUUAAAAAAGAAAAUUAUGACUUGAUAUUGAGAAAAGUACCCUCAGAAAUGCCAGUAGUUGCACCAAAUUUAAUAUUCCAAGUCACAAGUACAAAACAAUCUACUUCAGAAGACAGAUGGAAAACAAUUGCUCAAGGCCACACAACAUUUUAUGCUUAUCAUGGUAGUCGACUGGAAAACUUCCAUUCCAUUAUACAUUAUGGUCUACAACAGAGUAUGUGUAAGAACUCAUUAUUUGGUAAAGGAAUAUAUCUUUCGAGUGAGUUAGGUGUAAGUUUACCAUAUAGUCCGGUUGGCUAUGGGUGGGGAGGUAGUGUAUUAGGAAGUGAAAUGAGCUGCAUAGCUUUAUGUGAACUUAUUAAUCAUACAGAUGUAAAAACUGGAGAUUCAGAUGAUGCUAGAAGUUUAGUAUCAGAUUCCAUGGGUGGAAGGGUUCCAAAUAAAUAUUAUUUGGUAACAAAUAGUGAAUUGGUAAGGGUACGAUACCUCCUUAUUUAUAGUCAACAAGUUCAAGCAGCAAGAUGUAUUAAUAAUAAAGGAUUAUUGGCAUGGUUUAAACAACAUAAAUUAUUAACAUUUGUGCUUGGUUAUGUGGUGCUGCUGGCUUCAGUUGGACUGACUCAUAAUAAACAAGUUGAAAAAUAUUAUAAAUUAUUUGCUCAAAAAGUUGGACUGGAGUAAGAAGAAGCUUUUUAAUACAAUAAGUUAUCCAUCCAUUAAUAUGUACAUUAGGAUAAAAAAUUAUUUCUUUUUACAUUUUUUUCAAUGAAAUUACAUAAAUUUGCAUUUAUUAUAAGAAAUAUAUACAAUUUGUAAAUAAUACAUAUAAUUUAUA